Molecule: messenger RNA, 771 nt
Organism: Alternaria triticimaculans
Lineage: Eukaryota; Fungi; Ascomycota; Dothideomycetes; Pleosporales; Pleosporaceae
Exons: 2
Coding region: 1-771 (256 amino acids)
Source: RefSeq, a predicted model, not a curated record
AUGGACCGGACUCACAGCGGUUCAGACUCGUUGCAUUCGGCCGCAGUGGACGGCUCCUGGACGAUGAACGCACUGGGCAUUCAUGCGAACCACGAAGCCUACUAUCCGGCAUUCCCAACCCAUAGUCCCCGAGUGAGUGAGCCAUCAACAGAGCUAUCGUCAAGCCACAUGCCCUCGCCACAACCCCGACGCAUGUACACACCGAUCGCUCCUCUACCCUUGGAGACACCUCGUUCGCACGGAACCAAGCGACAGAGGGAAGACGACGAAGAAGAAGAGCCCAAGCGAAGAAAGCGAUCCGACUCACAGAUAUCGUCCCAGUUUGAGCUCAGUGAGGAAGACCGUCUACUUCUUCGGCUCAAAGAGGAAGAGCACAUGCCUUGGAAGGACAUCGCAGCACGCUUUGUCAAAGACUUCGGCAGGCAGUACCAAAUACCCGCACUGCAGAUGCGUAUCAAGCGACUAAAAGAACGGAUGCGUCAGUGGACUGAAGUAGACGUCCAAGCACUGCGCAAAGCCCAUGACUACUGGGUGCAAAACAAGUUCGACAUCAUCGCGCAAAAGAUGCUCGAUUACGGCGCAGAAGAAAAAUGGACUGCACGCCAAUGCUCUCGCAAAUGGCAAGAGAUCGAUCCAACACCCAUACCCUACACGCAAUUCGACCACCACGUCCAGCACGUCCAGCAAGGCUUUGCACCCUACGCGAUGAGCCCCAUCGAGCCCACACCCAUGAACUUCCCUCCCUUCCUGCACCAGCACCAUACCACCUAG